GCGCCGUGAGCUUCAUGUUCCUGCGAGGGAACACUAACAGCUUUUUGCACUGUGACCUUGUCAAAGGGAUAAGCUAUGACCAACAUUUACAGACAUAUGGAGAGCCGGGCAGUUAGAAACUCUAAAUGGGCCUCUAUCAGAGCAAUAUUACACAGCUUUACAGCAAAUGGUAAAGAUUACCAGUGUUACACAAUGUGUGCAGGGCAGCAGCUGAUAAUCCACUGCUGCUUCAGUUUUAUGUCAGCUGUAAGAAAAACCUGGACAGUGUGGGCCUGUCCUCCUGAGUGGACCAUGUGUAAACGGUUCAGAUAAUAAAGACAUACAUGGUAACUGAGGUAUGGCAGGUGACUUGUCCUCACCCUGUAGACUGUCUCUGUUUAGCUCUGAGUGUUUGGCCAAGCUGACGCUGAAGAGGCUGUCGGAUGAGGAUGAUUUCCCAGAUCUCAGUCAGCACAACAACCACAUGGCCAAGUUCUUAACCCUGGACAUGUACAAGCAGCUGAGACAGCGGGCUACACCCAACGGCUUCACCAUAGAUGGUGUCAUUCAGACAGGGGUUGAUAAUCCUGGCCACCCCUUUAUUAUGACUGUGGGCUGUGUUGCUGGAGACGAGGAGACGUACGAGGUCUUUAAAGAGCUGCUGGACCCCGUGAUCGAGGACAGACAUGGAGGAUACAAACCCACAGACAAGCACAAGACUGACCUCAACUCAGACAACCUGAAGGGUGGUGACGACCUCGACUCCAACUACGUUCUGAGCUCCCGUGUCCGAACAGGACGCAGCGUCCGUGGCUUCUCCCUGCCACCACACUGCAGCCGAGGAGAGCGGCGUGCUGUGGAGAAGCUGUCCAUCGAAGCUCUGGCCUCCCUGUCUGGAGACCUGAAGGGGAAAUACUACGCCCUGAAGAACAUGACAGACGCCGAGCAGCAGCAGCUCAUCGACGACCACUUCCUCUUCGACAAGCCAGUGUCUCCUCUGCUGCUGGCCUCAGGGAUGGCCCGCGACUGGCCUGACGCCAGGGGCAUCUGGCACAAUGACAACAAGACAUUCCUGGUGUGGGUGAAUGAGGAGGACCACCUGCGUGUGAUUUCUAUGCAGAAAGGAGGCAACAUGAAGGAAGUGUUCGCUCGCUUCUGUACCGGACUCACCAAGAUUGAGAACCUGUUCAAGGAAAGAGACCAUGCUUUCAUGUGGAAUGAGCACCUGGGCUACGUCCUCACCUGUCCAUCCAACCUGGGCACUGGCCUGCGUGCAGGUGUGCACGUGAAGCUGCCCAACAUGAGCAAACACGCCAAGUUCGAGGAGAUUCUCAAGAAGCUGAGGCUCCAGAAGCGUGGAACUGGUGGUGUGGACACGGCUGCUGUGGGCGGAGUGUUUGACAUCUCUAACGCUGACAGACUGGGCUUCUCUGAGGUGGAGCUGGUGCAGAUGGUUGUCGAUGGAAUCAAGCUGCUGAUUGAGAUGGAGAAGAGGCUGGAGAAGGGCCAGUCCAUCGACGACCUGAUGCCCGCCCAGAAGUAAAGACGUCCCAACACCCAACCACCUCCACUCUCCCCCUUUCCCUCUUCCUAGCACCCUCUCCUCCCUCCCCCUUUUCCCUUCCCAAUCCCCACCCCAACCCCUGUCCCCCUCUCUCCCCCUCCCCUCUGUCUGAAUGAAUGUUUGACUCUGUCCUGGAAUGCACUCUGUAUUACAGUUUGGAUUUGUUUAUUUAAAAUGAAACGUUCCUGUAAGGCGAGGAUGGUUCUGAUAUGAAAUAAAAAGUUCUGGUUGAAGUUGAA
Messenger RNA from Toxotes jaculatrix (banded archerfish), 1782 nucleotides. RefSeq names its product creatine kinase, brain a (gene ckba). The coding region runs from base 338 to 1522 and encodes 394 amino acids. Gene Ontology annotation, biological process: phosphocreatine biosynthetic process. Gene Ontology annotation, molecular function: creatine kinase activity. The transcript is spliced from 7 exons. Lineage: Eukaryota; Metazoa; Chordata; Actinopteri; Toxotidae. The record is from RefSeq and is a predicted model, not a curated record.